Messenger RNA from Phytophthora nicotianae INRA-310, 1607 nucleotides. RefSeq lists its product as hypothetical. The coding region runs from base 227 to 1234 and encodes 335 amino acids. Lineage: Eukaryota; Oomycota; Peronosporomycetes; Peronosporales; Peronosporaceae. Gene Ontology annotation, molecular function: phosphatidylinositol-3,4,5-trisphosphate 3-phosphatase activity. Gene Ontology annotation, cellular component: cytosol. The transcript has 6 exons. Gene Ontology annotation, biological process: dephosphorylation. The record is from RefSeq and is a predicted model, not a curated record.
CCAUGACACUACUUUUUUUUUUCGUGCACUUGUAACUAUAGCAACGUUAAAUUGUUCAACGUCGACAACCACGAAGUUAUGAGAAUUCUCUGUGCAGGUUCGACUCCCGACUUUUAUUGUGUAUCGCAGGCGUCCUUUCAGCACCAAGUGUGAGGUCGCAUACAAACUCUCAUAUAAUAGCCGUUUUCACCUCUCUCAUUCCCGAAUUGGCCACAGCACCAAGAACAUGGCGCCGCGUUCCAAUCCCUGUCGCUGUGUUCUGGCCGUGCCGCGCGCGCUCGUCUCCCAGAACAAGCGCCGAUUCCAACAGGACGGCUUCGACCUGGAUUUGGGCUACGUGCACCCGCGCGUCAUCGUUAUGGGCUACCCCGCUGUGGGCGUCGAGCUCCUCUUCCGGAACCCGCGGUCGGAGGUGCAACAGUUCCUGGAAGAGCGUCAUGGUGGAGACUAUUUCGUCUACAACUUCUGCGACGGGCCCAACAGGAGCUACCCACCGAGUAUCUUUGAUGGGCGCGUCAAGAACUAUCCCAUUGAAGAUCACAACGUCCCAACACUCCAGAUGAUGAUGGCAUUCUGUGACGAAGCUGCAGCAUGGCUGGAUGCGAAUGAGAAGCAUGUUGUGGCGCUGCAUUGCAAGGCUGGAAAAGGAAGGGCUGGUAUGAUGGCGUGUAUGCUUCUCUUACGAAUGGGCUUCUCGGCCUCUGCGACCGACGCCAUUGAUCGCUACAACCGUGAGCGCGUGAAUGAUCGUCGAGGUCUCACUGUCGUAAGUCAGAAGAAGUGGGUCAAUUACUACGCUGCAUUGCUAGCGCAGACUUCCGUGCAAGGAGAACCCAUUCUAGAACCGACUUUCGUGAUUCAGAGAUUGAAGCUGAACAACACACUGACAGCAGCAAAGCCGCCAAAGUUACGACUGCGCAUCUACGCACUACGCUCUGACGGCUCUCCCAAGACGUUGAUGCACCAACAAAUCGGCUCCAACGAGUUCGAGUUGCACGAGGAAAUCCGUGGAUGCGUCAUGCUCGAGUUCUAUCGUGAGCGUGUGAACGGAUGCAUGAGAGCCAAACACUUCAAGAUCUGGUUCAACACAUUCUUCCUCAAUCCCGACAACGAGACUGGGUGUGUUAUCUUUUCUCGCUCAGAAAUGGACUGGGCAGCUCGAGACAAAAAGUAUCGUCGAUUGCCUGCCGCUUUCGAGUUGGAGAUGGCCGUAACACGCUCGGACCGAUUGUAAAGAGCCCCACAGAGAGGCUUUACCUUUCAGUUGACCUUCGUUUUGAGCUAGUAUUUGACAGAACGGUGAACCACUAUCAUUUAUUCAUUCCUCGAACGAUCCAUUCACUAGAAAUAUAUUGCGCCUUCGGUAUUGCCAGUCUGCUCUACUUUGGCUUGAAGGGGACAGCAGUGAAAGUGUCGCUGAAGCGUUUGAACUCUGGGUGGUAGUCGAAGUUCUCCAUGAGUACGAGGAUUCCUUGGGCAUGGCGUUGCUUGGCCUCGUUAUACUGUCCUUGCAUGCUGUCCGUCGUCUCCGUGUACUUGCCCGCGAGAGGUUUGAUCUUGCUUUCGAAGAGGUCGCUCCAUUCUCUGCAUUCCUUCAAUUUGGCCUC